AAGACAGUGUUCCUGAUGUGAAGCUAGAUUAGCUGAGACACCAAGGAGGACUCUUGAGAUUCCUCUAAAACUAAAAUGUUGGGACAGAGGCAUGUGGAAACCAGCAAUCCAGUUUCACGUCCACAUCUAUCAGAUGGUUUGAUGGACCGUGAGAAAACCGGAGCUGCCCUGUUGCUGUCCGGAGUCUUUCUGGCGAUGGUGGGUGUUACCUUUAUGGCCAUGGGCUGGCAUCACUACCAAGCCCUUCUCAGCUUCCAGGGGACCCAACUUCUGGGCCCCUUCCUGAUCUCAGUCGGAGGUACCUUCAUGCUCACCAGCGUCUGCAGGUUUAAUUCGGUGUCCUGUUGGCCUCGCAGGCGACAGGAGGAAGAGGUAUAUGUUGUUCCUGUGCGGGAACAAAACUCAAGAGGUCACCCGGUUGUGGUUCAGUCCAUAAAUCAGCCGGUGAUGUUACAGGGCACCGUAACAAGGCUGUGUAUCCCACCUGCUUAUGACUUCGUGACCCAGGAAGCACAACCACAAGACGGUCCUCGGCCCGGAAGCUCUGUGAGUGGCGGCAACGCAGACCUUCUGCCUUCGUACGAAUCUCUGUACCACUCGGACAACGCAACGUUUGCGGCAGAAGACCGUGCACCGCACAGCGCAGAGGCAGGUCACAGAAGCAGAGCACCGAAGACGGAAAGCGAAAGAGGACGCCUUGAACGGGACGGGUCCACCUGUUCUAAACAACCACCUGCGUACGAAGACGUUCGCCCUUCACCUCCCAAACACGAUUCGGCUUAAAUGUCGGAGCAUCCGGUGGGCGACGUCAAAGCUUACGCUGACGACGUUGUUCCUUUUUCUUCUGGCAGGCUAAAAAAAAAAAGAAAAAAAAGAAAAGAAAUCGAUUCUCUGCUGUGUGUCACGUCUUGUCAAUAAAACAUUUGUGGAGUGUC
Molecule: messenger RNA, 935 nt
Organism: Xiphophorus maculatus (southern platyfish)
Lineage: Eukaryota; Metazoa; Chordata; Actinopteri; Cyprinodontiformes; Poeciliidae
Gene: tmem174
Product: transmembrane protein 174
Exons: 2
Coding region: 76-783 (235 amino acids)
Source: RefSeq, a predicted model, not a curated record